Messenger RNA from Schistosoma haematobium, 2936 nucleotides. RefSeq names its product Neutral and basic amino acid transport protein rBAT, variant 2. The transcript is spliced from 8 exons. Gene Ontology annotation, biological process: carbohydrate metabolic process. NCBI's taxonomy places the organism in Eukaryota, Metazoa, Platyhelminthes, Trematoda, Strigeidida, Schistosomatidae. Bases 850 to 2073 code for a protein of 407 amino acids. The record is from RefSeq and is a predicted model, not a curated record.
UUUCAUUACAGUUCAUUAGAGAACAAGUCGGUAUCCAAACAAAGUCAUGAAAACCAACGAUGGUCUACUAUUUAUGAAAAGACCUGAAAAUCCAAAGCAGAUAACUGAAAGAAAGAAAGUUGAUUUGGAGAAUGGAGAGCAUAAUUAUUCAAAGAACUUUGACAAGACGUUGACAAAAGAAGAAGAAGAUGCAACGAGUUUUUCGUCAAAGUUACUUGAGCAUAAAUCUCAAUUAGAGAGUCGUCUACUCACUCGUGAAGAUCUGAUUAAUUUAGACAAAAUUGAACCUCGUUGGAGAUAUAUUCGAAUAGGAUUAUUAAUUGGAUUUGGGAUUAUAUUUUUUGGCCUUUUAGCAGCAUGUAUUGUUUACAUAAUUGUUGGAGAAAAAUGCCCAUCUGUGCCUAAAUUACCAUUUUGGAAAUCAACAGUUGGUUACUGGUUAGAUGUGUUUGCAUUUAAAGACUCUACAGGCGAUUUAGUCGGUGAUUUGAAUGGACUCACAUCUGAAGUAGAUUACAUCAAAACUGUAGUCGGUGCAGGAUAUGUGAUAUUGGGUCCCAUUACUAAAGGAUUUUACACUAAUUCAUACAAUAUGCUCGGAUUAGUGGAAGAUUACGAGCAGGUAGAUGAGGCAGUCGGCACAAUGGAUGAUUUUCGUGUUCUUUUAAAAAGAUUUCAUAAAAACGGUAUAAAGGUGGUCCUGACUUUCAACUUCAAUGCCAUAUCCAUCAAUCAUAAAUGGAUUUCAGAAAAUGAAGUCAAACUGAAUUUGUUUAAAAAUUCUCCUAAUAAUAGCGUAAAGUUAUUGUCUUUCUUUCAUAAUCACCUCAUAAUUUAUUUUACAUAAAGAUGUCACGAUACGGAAAAGCGAUCAAUGUAGAUAUCGGUGAUCAGAAGUUUUAUUCUGUAUUUGGAUCACCGAAUGUAGAUCUAGAUUUAACUUCUUCCGAAACUCAGAAAGCAAUAUUUGAUGUGAUCCACUUUUGGAUGAAAGAAGGAAUAGAUGGAAUUCUCCUGGAUAAUGCUGCAUUUUUUGUUGAAGAAGAAGAAGAAGAAGGAACACAAAGCAACCUCGGUUCAACAUGGUCGGAAAACUGUCCUAAUUCUCAAUUAUAUAGAAAUGGAAGCGUGAAAUUUGUUGAAAGUGUAAGAGAAGAAAUGAACAAGUGGAUUAAGGAAAGUGGGAAAGAAAAAUUAUUGGCUGUGAACUCUGGUGAUACAGGUUGUGGUGUGGGAGAUAAUCCAGAUCCAAUGUUAAUGUUCAGAGAUGCGGCUGAUUUAAUAAUCAGUCGCGAAUUGGUUUUCAAUAGGGGUAGUAGUGAAACCCGAGUAUCAUUCAGCAAAACAUCCAUAGAGAAAUAUUCUACAUAUUCAGACUCUGAUAGGGAGAAAUUAGGAUUGAUAGCAAGUACUUCAAAUAAUCCAACAGAUUCAGAUGUGAUUCAGCUUGCAUUAACAUUAUUAUUACCAGGACAACCAAUAAUUUAUUAUGGAACUGAGACGGGUAUCAGUACCAUGGAAUUAUCUCUUAUUCCGGAAAAGUUAUAUCCAAAAGGGAAACGUUACAAUGAUGAAGUGGGAUUUUGGUCUACACGAUCUCAUUUACCAAUGCCAUGGGAUUUCAAUGGGAGGAGAUUUUCAGCAACAAUAAAUGACUCUAGUUUUAGUGACUAUUUGGAUGGUUAUUCACAUAAGGAAACCGUUGAAAUUCAGCUUGCUGAGGGAAAUAAUCUAUCAAAACUUCAUCUCGUUAAGAAAUUGGUGACUUUACAUCAGCAUCAUAGUUUGAAAUGGGGAACAAUGGAGCGGAUAAGUUUUGGUGAAGCAUCGUCGGAUCAUGUAGAAGCAUUUGUACGAAAGGCAAAAGGAUUCCCAUCAUUCAUUGUGGUAAUAUUGAAGCAGUUAAUGGAGGAUUAUCUUUUGGAUCUCACUUCUGUUUGUUCAUCAGUUACAUCGAAAAUAAUUUAUCCUUCACAUCCACAUUUACAAGUUGACAUUCCAUUAACAACUUCAAAAAUAUACAUUCCGAAAAUGGACAAUUCAAACUACAUCUUAGUAUUUCAUUGUAAUUGAUUAGAUCUUUAUCGUAUUUGAAAUCCUCUAAUCAACAUUUCAGAUUGAUUCGAAUCUGACAUGGAAUAACAAAUUGUAAUCUCAUUCACUACUCUGUUUAUUGUGACUUUCUACAUUCAUUUUGUUAGUGUAUUGAAUUUGACAUAAAAUUAUCUAUGGUGUAUAACCGUUUUCAUUUUAUUGUAAAUCUCUGAUUUUCAUGGAGAUUGUGAAUUUGUCUGUCAACAUACUUCGAAUCAGAGAGGAAGUGACUAUUCUGUGGAGAUUCUAUGUGACAUUCAAUGAUGAAAGACUGUUUGCUGGAUGUUUUAUUAUUCAACAACACAUUUUUGUGAUUGUGAAUAUUUGUUAAAAUUUAAUUCGAUUUUUUUUGAAUUUCACACACCAUAAUCUUACCUCGGUUCCUGUUUUAAUUAAACACAUACCUACAGAUUAUCAUGUCAAUUGUUUUCUAUCGGUGUCAGUCAUUAUUGCUUAACACAAGACUAAAAAAACAACAAAUUUUGUCUUUAUACUUGUACGUGAAUAUUGAACUUGCAUGAGUUGCUCUUCAUCUCUAAUUUGUACUAGAUUUAAAUGAUUUGAUAUGCUUUAAUUAUUUGUUUAAAUAGGCAAGUUUGUGGUUAUUAAGUUGUAAAUGUUCAAUUAUAUACAACUCUUCUGCACUUUUAUAAUUAUCUCUUCCAAUGACUGCAAUAUUACUAGCUGUACUACUUAUAAAAAUAAUAAUAAUAAUGACAAUCUUAUCACUAUAAUUUCAGUGUAUACUAGUAUCAGCAUGACAAUAAUGAAUAUUAUCAUCUUACUAUUACCACGUCUCCCACUAUUCUAACCUGUUCGUCUCAUUUCGUAUUUGUUUGAUA